This is a messenger RNA of Hypanus sabinus (Atlantic stingray), 8609 nucleotides long. It is a transcript of the gene hapln4, whose product is annotated as hyaluronan and proteoglycan link protein 4. The record is from RefSeq and is a predicted model, not a curated record. NCBI's taxonomy places the organism in Eukaryota, Metazoa, Chordata, Chondrichthyes, Myliobatiformes, Dasyatidae. Gene Ontology annotation, molecular function: hyaluronic acid binding. Bases 98 to 1165 code for a protein of 355 amino acids. The transcript has 5 exons. Gene Ontology annotation, biological process: cell adhesion.
UGAGGUCCACACUGCAGCGCGACCAGGACCAGGACCGACAGCGGAAUCAGGAACCGAUCGGUUGUCUGAGCCCUUUCUUCCGCUGCUGAGCGGCGUGAUGGUUUUCAGCAGAAGCCUCACCUGCCCUGGUUUCCUCUUCCUGGUCAUUCAUACUGCUACCUCCCUGUUGUCAGCCGAACAUGUUGCAACCAAGCAGAGCAUCCAUGUGUCAGGUGAUGAGAAUGGAGCCAUAGUGGUCCAGACUGCACCAGGAAAGGUCCUUACUCACCGAGGUGCUUCCAUCACCCUCCCCUGCCGAUAUCACAGCGAGGCCAAGAGUUGGGGCCACCAGAAGCCCCGUAUCAAGUGGACUAAGGAGUCCAUCUCCCUGCAGAGCACCGAUGUGUUUGUGGCGUUGGGCAACGUGCAGAAGGCAUUUGGGGUGUACAAGGACCGAGUGUGGCUGCAGGAGGAUGGAGACGGAGAUGCCUCACUGGUCAUGCAGGAUGUCACACUUCAGGAUUAUGGCAGGUACCAGUGUGAAGUCAUCGACAAGCUCUAUGAUGACAAAGGACUUGUCAAACUCAAUUUGGAAGGUGUGGUCUUCCUCUACCAUCCAUGGUUGGGACAACAGAUGUUAAACUUUAAUGAUGCCAAGGCUGCCUGUGCUGGGCAGGAUGCCAUCCUGGCUUCCUACGAGCAGUUACACAGGGCAUGGGAGCAAGGCUUGGAGUGGUGUGAAGCAGGCUGGCUGGCUGAUGGAUCCGUCCAGUAUCCCAUCUACAGUCCUCAACACAAGUGUGGCAGAUCUAAUCACUCCGGUAUCAGAAACUACAGCUACCAACACAAGGAGGACCAAAGAUAUGAUGCCUUCUGCUUUACCUCAGACCUGAAAGGAAAAGUUUAUUUCUUGAGGACAUUUCGGAAACUCAACUAUGUUGAGGCAGUGAAAGCAUGCAAGAAGAAGAGUGGGUCCAUCGCCAAGGUGGGCCAGUUGUACGCGGCCUGGAAGCUGCAGCUGCUGGACCUGUGUCGUCCGGGCUGGUUGUCUGAUGGGAGUGUCCGCUACCCCAUUAUCAACCCACGCUCCAAGUGUGGGGGCAACAAGCCUGGAGUCCGCAGCUUAGGGUUCCCAGACAGGAGGCAUCGGCUGUAUGGAGUCUACUGCUUCAAGAGGAAGGAAUGAGGGCAAAAUAAGGCAAAAUCUCCAAUGAAGGAUUAACAUUUUAAUGCAAAGCUUCACCUUCAGACCCAGAUGUAACUUCUCCCUGCAUGGAUCAGCCAGGGCAGCUGAAUGUACAGAGCCCAUUACAGCCAGGCACCAGGAGAACUUUGCUAAAGGCUUGCUCACGAGGACACGCUUUCAAAGACUAUCUGACCCUCCAGAAUUAAAUAUCAUUGCCGCGGUUGGGACAGGGAAGUAUUAUCAUGGAAAAACUUGUGCUUCUUUACGCUGGCAUCAAUCCAUGAAGCGUAAUCAGCAGUCUCACUGAGUACAGCAGGAUCUGACAAAGAGCAACAUGAUCAUAACUAGGUGAGUGACACCCUGGUCAUAUUGGCUACAGAUAAAAAUAGACCAGGGUGUUGGAAGCUCAGCAGCUCCAUGUACCCAACAGAGGAGUUGUCUGAAUCUGCCCUUGCCCCGAAGCCUGCAGACUGGGAUAGAAAGGGCAUUGGUUAGGGAUUUCCGGGACAGUUGCAGUACCCUCUCUGGACAGCGACAUAAAGCCCCGGGGUGGUCCUCCUAACAGGUGCUCAGCGUGAUCUGGGAAAGGACUUAUGUGGGUUCAUACUGAGGUUUAAGGAGGGUGUAACAAUGAGUGAAGUAGAUGUGACACUGUGGUACAGGAGUCAGUGAUAGAUUAUCACAUUCCACUGGCCAAUGGUCUGAGUGUCCACUCCAUUUGUGAGUUGCCCUAUAAUGCAGGAGAGUGAUUUAACGAGUUGGAUGCUUUAUUGUUUUACCUGGAGGGUUACCAGUGGUUUUUGCUACUUAACAUAGUAUUUACUGAAACAUCUGCACAGACGUGUGUGAGUCUGGUUGGACUGAGUGAUGCACCAUAACUUACUCUGAGAUGUAAAGGAGAGAUUUCGGCUUUUAUUGAGUGGAAGAAGGAACAAGCAGUGAGUGACCACUAUGCUACAUCCUGGAGACUGAGAGGCCGGACUCAGGCCUUGAUCGCCUUUAUACAGGGGUCUGUGGGAGGAGCCACAGGAGCAGUCAGCAGGGGGUGUGUCCAGACAGGUAUAUGUAGUUCACCACACUGAGCCCAAUGAAAAUUCAGAAAGAGGAAUUUUGUGGAAGCUGUGGAUUCAGGUGAAUCACCUGUAGAGGAAUGUUAUUCAUGGUGGAUAGCAUUCAGUGCAAUGGGUAAAAAGUUAACAACUUGCCCAAACCUCACUCUGGGAAUAAACAGCAGUUAGACAGCCCAGUGUCCCAUUCCUCUGUCUCCAUGUUACAUUUACCUCAUAGGUAAAUGCAAUAUAGAAAACACAUUGUGGGAGGUAGUGGAGAAUGGGUUGAGGGAAUUACAAAGAUGUGAGGUACCAGGAGGGUGUAGUAGAGUGCAGGAAUGUCAGUAGAUCAGUGGGAGCCUGGCUGGAGGAUGUUAUAGGUGUCAAACCAGUGAAAAAGGCUGAUGAGGGAUAGCAAGAGUGUCCUAGGCUGCUGAAGUAAGUCUUAUUGUCCUUGUGAACACCAGUUCAAUGUAUUCAGAUUGAGCUGGACCCCUUCAGCCUCACAUCUAGUUAUUAUCUACUGAUCUUUGUGGGAUCUUGCAGUAAAUGGCUGUUGCUUUUCUUCCUGUGCCAACAGGACCAGAUAUGAAGCAUUUCAUUGCCUGCAGAAAGUGCUCUCCCUGUUAUGACACCCUGCCCAGUAGUUACACUUCAGGUUCUUGGGAAUGCAGUGGGUUCCAACCCUGAAACUGAUUGUGCUAAAGCAUUCAGAUAUGGCUCAAGUGGAGAGAGAGAAGAGGGAGAGAAAAGAGAUAGAGAGAGAAAAAAAAGAGAGAGAGAGAUCACAGACUUUAAUGGGAAUGGGAUUUUAAGGGAAAGGAAAACAAACGCUAGGCUAAACAGGGUGGUUAACUAAAACUAGAUGUCAACAUGGCAGCUGAAAGGAAUAUCUAAAUAUAAAAUUCAUACCUCUAGUCUCCAGCGUCAGUUGAUGCAAUAGUCCACUUUCUCAGGCAAGGCCAAAUGCAAGCAGGCAGCAUAACAUUAUUGUGCUCUGCUCAAGUCUCAACAAGGGCUACAACGAAGAGAAAGGAGGUAACUACUUGCUUAACAAAACAGUAAUUAGUCAAAACAUGCAUAUACAUGUGUGCAACAGCCGAAUAUGCUGCAUAGCUCUCCUGCAAACCCUACAGCAGAGUACGUGGUUGUGACAGUUGGGCUUCCUGUUGGAAAUGCAAUGGUUUACAAUCCCGAAGCUGAUGGCCUUCCAGUUGGGAAUGUAUGAUGUACUCGGACAACAGCAAAGAACAUCAAGUCAACACAAAUAAAUACAGACUGUGAAUCAUUCAAGAUGUUUCAAUAGUACAGUCAGGCUGACAUCAUAAAACCAGAAGAAAUAGGAACAGAAUUAGGCCAUUCAGCCCAUCGAGUCUUCUCCACCAUUCCAUCAUGGCUGAUCCUGGAUCCCACUCAACACCAUACACCUACUUUCUCACCAUAUCCUUUGAUGCCCUGACUGAUCAGGAAACCAUCAAUUUCUGCCUUAAAUAUACCAACGGACUUGGCCUCCACUGUUGUCUGUGGCACAGCAUACCACAAAUUUACCACUGUCUGGCUCAAAAAAACAUUUUCCUCCUUAUCUCCCUUCUAAAGGAUCAUCCCUCAAUUUUGCCCUCUCGUUCUGGAUACCCCCACAUAGGAAACAUCCUCUCCACAUUCACCCUAUCUAGUCCUUUCAACAUUUGAUGGGUCUCAAUGAGAUCAAACCCCACCCCCCAUAUUCUUCUAAAUUCCAAUGAGUACAGGCCAAAGCUGCCAAAUGAUUCGCAUAUGUUAACCCCUUCAUUGCUGGAAUCAUCCUCGUGAACCUCUACUGGACUCUCUCCAAUGACAACACAUGCUUUCUGAGAUAUUCGGCCUAAAAUCAUUGACAAUACCCCCAGUGCGGCCUGACUAGUGUCUUAUAAACCAUCAGUAUUAUCUCCUUGCUUUUAUAUACUAGUGCAUAUUCUCACUCUGUGCAAGAAACUUGCCCUUCACAUCACUUUUGAAAUUUUCCCUUCUCAGCUUAAAUACGUGUCCUCUGGCAUUAGGCAUUUCAACCCUGGGAACAAGAUACUGUCUGUCUACUCUAUCUAUGCCUCUCAUCAUCUUAUAAGCCUCUAUCCGAUCUCUCCUCAGCCUCCAGCAUUCCAGAGGAAACAACCCACAUUUGGCCCAUUUCACAGUGACACACAAAAUUCUGGAGGAACUCAGCAGGCCAGGCAGCAUCUAUAGAAAAAAGUACAGUUGAUGUUUUGGGCUGAGACCCUUUGGCAGGACUGGAGAAAAAAAGAUGAGAAGUAGAUUUAAAAGGCGGGGGAGGGGAGAGAGAGACGGUGAUAGGUGAAACCGGGAGGGGAAGGGAUGAAGUAAAGAGCUGGGAAGUUGAUUGGUGAAAGACAAUAGACAAUAGACAGUAGGUGCAGGAGUAGGCCAUACGGCCCUUCUAGCCAGCACCACCAUUCAAUGUGAUCAUGGCUGAUCAUACACAAUCAGUACCCCGUUCCUGCCCUCUCCCUAUAUCCCUUGACCCCGCUAUCUAUAAGAGCUCUAUCUAACUCUCUUUUGAAUGCAUCCAGAGACUUGGCCUCCACUGCCUUCUGGGGCAGAGCAUUCCACAUAUCCACCACUCUCUGGGUGAAAAAGUUUUUCCGCAUCUCUGUUCUAAAUGGCCUACCCCUUACUCUUAAACUGUGGCCUCUAGUUUUGGACUCACCCAUCAGCGGGAACAUGCUUCCUGCCUCCAGCAUGUCCAAUCCCUUAAUAAUCUUAUAUGUUUCAAUCAGAUCCCCUCUCAUCCUUCUAAAUUUCAGUGCAUACAAGCCCAGUCGCUCCAAUCUUUCAACAUAUGACAGUCCCGCCAUUCCGGGAAUUAACCUUGUGAACCUACGCUGCACUCCCUCAAUAGCAAGAAUGUCCUUCCUCAAAUUUGGAGACCAAAACUGCACACAAUACUCCAGGUGGGGUCUUACCAGGGCCCUGUACAGCUGCACAAGGACCUUUUUACUCCUAUACUCAAUUCUUCUUGUUAUAAAGGCCAGCAUGCCAUCAGCUUUCUUCACUGCCUGCUGUACCUACAUGUUUGCUUUCAUUGACUGAUGUACAAGAACACCUAGAUCUCGUUGUACUUCCCCUUUUCCUAACUUGACACCAUUCAGAUAGUAAUCUGACUUCCUGUUCUUGCCACCAAAGUGGAUAACCUCACAUUUAUCCACAGUAAACUGCAUCUGUCAUGCAUCUGCCCACUCACCCAACCUCUCCAAGUCACCCUGCAUUCUCCUAACAUUCUCCUGACAUUUCACACUGCCACCCAGCUUUGUGUCAUUGGCAAAUUUGCUAAUGUUACUUUUAAUCCCUUUAUCUAAAUCUAAAUCAUUAAUGUAUAUUGUAAAUAGCUGCGGUCCCAGCACCAAGCCUUGCAGUAUCCCAUAGUCACUGCCUGCCAUUCUGAAAGAGACCUGUUAAUCCCUACUCUUUGUUUCCUAUCUGUCAACUAAUUUUCUAUCCAUGUCAGUACCCUACCCCCAAUACCAUGUGCUCUAAUUUUGCCCACUAAUCUCCUAUGUGGGACCUUAUCAAAGGCUUUCUGAAAGUCCAGGUACACUACAUCCGCCGGCUCUCCUUUGUCCAUUUUCAUAGUUACAUCCUUAAAAAAUUCCAGAAGAUUAGUCAAGCAUGAUUUCCCCUUCGUAAAUCUAUGCUGACUCAGACCAAUCCUUUUACUGCUAUCCAAAUGUACCGCAAUUUUAUCUUUUAUAAUUGACUCCAGCAUCCAGAACCUAAAAUCAAUUAAAGCCAUUGGAAAAAAACAGUGGGGUUACCAAAAAAGCUCCAGUGGGACAAAAUACAAAGUCCGACAAACCCAUACUCCUAGCGUGAUGAGAACCCAACCACCCAAAACUAAAAACACUCUUUUUGUGAUGUUCCCAACAGUAUUUUAGCAGGAUGGUCAUUCCUCUACCCCCUCAAGUUAACCUAUUAUGUUAACAAUGUCAUCCUUCGCAACUGUAAAGGUAAUUGUUCCAUUUCAACCAGGAAGCUGAAACAGGAGAUGACCUUACUGCACAACAACAAGUCUUAAAGCCUGUGCUUGUAUCACAUCCAAACAUUUUAAAUUUGAAGAUGAUACUGAUCCAUAAGCCACACAGUCAUAAUUGAGUACUGAUCUAAUUAAACAAAUAUGUAUGGUCAACAGAGAUUUUCAUGUAGCACCCCAAGAAUACCCACAUGGACACCUAUGGACAUUUAAUGCCCCUUUACACUUGUCAGUUAUCUUACUUGAAUUUCCAGAAGGCACCACAUAUAAGACUUAUCUAUAAGGUAACGAUGUAUAGAGUUGGGUGAUGUAUUAGCAUGGAUAGAGGACUGGUUAACUAACAGAAAGCAGAGAGUUGGGAUACACAGGUGUUACUCAGGCUGGCAAUCAGUGGUGAGCAGUGUGCCACAGGGGUUGGUGCUGGGCCAGCAACUGUUCACGAUAUACAUUAACGAUCUGGAAGAAAGGACUGAGUGUAAUGUAUCUAAGUUUGCUGAUGAUACUAAAAUGAGUGGAAAAGCAAACUGCGCAGAUGAUAGGGAGAGUCUGCAGAAAGAUGUAGAUAGAUUAAGUGAGUGGGCAAGGUUCUGGCAGAUAGAGUACAAUAUUAGUAAAUGUAAGGUCAUUCACUUUGGAAGGAAAAAUGAAAACAGGUUAUUAUUUAAAAGGUAAAAAACUGCAGCAUGCUGCUGUGCCGAGGGACUUGGGAGUGCUUGUGUAUGAAUCACAAAAGGCUGGUUCGCAGGUGCAGCAGGCUAUCAAGAAGCCAAAUGGAAUAUUGGCCUUCAUUGCUAAAGGGGUUGAAUUUAAGAGCAGGGAGGUUAUGCUGUAAUUGUACAGGGUACUGGUGAGGCUGUACCUGAGUACUGCAAGCAGUUCUGGUCUCCAUAUUUGAGGAGGGAUAUUCAAACAACACACACAAAAUGCUGGUGGAACACAGCAGGCCAGGCAGCAUCUAUAGGUAGAAGCACUGUCAACGUUUCGGGCCAAGACCCUUCGUCAGGACCUGUUCACCAGCAUUUUGUGUGUGUUUUUUGAAUUUCUGCAGAUUUCCUCGUGGUUGAGGAAGGAUAUACUGGCUUUAGAGGUAGUGCAGAGGGAGUUCACCAGGUUGAUUCCAGAGAUGAGGGGGUUAGACUAUGAGGAAAGAUUGAAUCACCUGGGACUGUACUCACUGGAAUUCAGAAGAAUGACAGGAGAUCUUACAGAAAUAUAUAAAAUUAUGAAAGGGAUAGAUAAGAUGGAGACAGGAACAAGCCUCAAGAUUCAGGGGAGUAGAUUUAGGACAGAGAUGAGGAGGAACUACUUUUCCCAGAGAGUGGUAAAUCUGUGGAAUUCUCUGCCCAAUGAAGCAGUGGAGCCUACCCCAGUAAAUAUAUUUAAGAAUUGAAUUGAAUUGACUUUAUUACUUACAUCCUUCAUAUACAUGAGGAGUAAAAAUCUUUAGGUUACCUCUUCAUCUAAAUGUGCAAUGUGCAAUCAUAGUAAUUUAUAAUAAUUUAUUAUAAAUAGAACAGUCAGUGUAAUAUAGAAUACACUCAAAUCAGCGUGAGUUCAUCAGUCUGAUGGCCUGGUGGAAGAAGCUAUCCCAGAGCCUGUUGGUCCUGCUUUUAUGCUACGGUACUGCUUCCCAGAUGGUAGCAGCUAGAAUAGAUUGUGGUUGGGAUGGCUUGGAUCCCCAAUGAUCCUACGGGCCCUUUUUACGGAUGUGACAUUGUAAAGGUCCUGAGUCAUGGGAAGUUCUGAACUACAGAUGUGCUGGGCUGUCCGCACCACUCUCUGCAAAGUCCUGCAGUUGAGGGAAGUACAGUUUCCAUACCAGGCAGUGAUGCAGCCAGUCAGGAUUCUCUCAAUUGUGCCCCUGUAGAAAGUUCUAAGGAUUUGGGAGCCCAUACCAAAUUUCCUCAACCAUCUGAGGUUGAGUAGAUUUUUGCAUGGUAGGGGAAUUAAGUGUUAUGGUGGAGAUGAGUCCAUGGCCAGAUCAGCCAUGAUCGUAUUGAAUGGCGGAGCAGGCCAGAUGCCCAACUUCUGCUCCUAUUUCUUAUGUUCUUAUGUACUGAUAUGGUGCUUCUGGGUCAGCUUAUUAUCCAGCCACAUGUCAAGAAAUCUUACCAUGUAAUUUCUUCAAGUGUUUCACUAUGUAAUUUCAAAUUAAUUGCAUGUCUAUUGAUCCUCCUUGUAAAACAUACAGCUUUGUUUUAACUACAAAAGCUUAAAACCCUAUUUGCCCACUGUUUGACCUUAUUAUUUGCUAAUUGCAUCCUAUAUACAGUUAAAUUGAAUUUUUUUCCACUAAUCCAUAAAACUCCAUCAUCUUCAAAGCGUUAUUCACACAAAGAAAACUCUAUAUCACUAAUACUAUCAUUGCUACAGC